Messenger RNA from Arachis stenosperma, 3302 nucleotides. Its product is annotated as probable RNA-dependent RNA polymerase 5. The transcript is spliced from 18 exons. Lineage: Eukaryota; Viridiplantae; Streptophyta; Magnoliopsida; Fabales; Fabaceae. The coding region runs from base 117 to 3116 and encodes 999 amino acids. Gene Ontology annotation, molecular function: RNA-directed RNA polymerase activity. Gene Ontology annotation, biological process: siRNA processing. Gene Ontology annotation, cellular component: nuclear RNA-directed RNA polymerase complex. The record is from RefSeq and is a predicted model, not a curated record.
GCAGAAUCAAUGUAUAGUCACCCACUCUUCAGUGUCCUCACUCCUAACACGCUCUCUUUUCACCGUUCUUCGCCAUUUCUUCUUCUUCUUCUUCAUUCACACAUUUUCACAAUCACAUGGCGAGUAACAAUGGAACAGAGCAAGUAGUGGUGCCUCUUCCAGCUUCGGUGGACAAUCUUCUAGAGCGCAUCUGCAAGGAACAGAACCAGAGUCCUCCAGAUUCUAAAGUCAGGCGCAAGCUCGCUGAAAUUGACGAGCAAGAAGCCCUUAAUUUACUAAACAAAAUCUCAAACUCCAAAAUCAAGUCUCUAAGCGCAUUCAUACUUUACUUGAUCAAACAAUCAACUGGCUCAUCAUCCCCAUCUUCGUUUCCUUCUCCGUCAAACUCCCCUUUUGCUUCUUCUACUCUCUCUCCCAACGGUUUCACCGGUUCACCUACGCGCACGAUGUGGCAGCACCACCAAACUACAGAUACAGUUGGUUUAGGCAGUUCUCAGGCCGUUGUUACAGAACUUAAACGAAACCCCUUGGAUUUUUAUGCUGAAAGAAGAGAAGAGAAAAUGAUUAGUCCACAGAUGGUGGCACUUGGAGAAUUGGAGUUCAGAAGGGCCUUUCUGCUGUUGAGUUACAUUGGAGGGGAGAGUCUUGAGAGACUUCAACCGGACUAUAUUAGAAGCUUGAAAGAUUUGCCUAUGGGAAGGUUUGAGAGAACAAUAUGGCAAGAUGUGGGGCAUAAAUAUAUAAAGGAUUGCGAUCGGCAAUCGUAUGUUGAAUGGGAUUCUAGUAGGCCACAUGUAUAUCAAUGCUAUGUUUCUACGGAUGGGAGCUUAAGAUUCAAGGGUCCUAUUAUACAGAACUCAAGAACACACCUACAGAGAACGUUAGGGGAUGACAAUGUUUUAGUUGUUAAAUUCUCCGAGGAGAAAAGUAUCCCAAAGAUGCGAAUCACUGUUGAUGAGGCUAUCAACCUGUAUGAGAAGUUUGGAAAGGAAGGGAUCCAAGUUGGCCUUAGAUUAUAUCGCUUUUUUGUUUUUAAAGAUGGUGGAAAGGAAGAGAAGAAGAAGGACCCAGCAUCGUCCUCUGUAAAGUGUUAUUUUGUUAGGAUGAAGUCACUUUCUUCUGCUGAUGAGAGGGCAUCGUACAUUCUGGCAGAUCGGAAAAUGAUCGAAGCUAGAUGUUUGUUUAUGCAUGCUCACACGUUAGCUAGUGUGGAUAAGUAUAUGGCUAGAUUCUCUCUUCUUCUAUCAAAGACAUUCAAACUUGACAUUGACUUGGCUAGUGUGAAUGUUAAGCAAAUUGAUGAUGAAUAUUGCCUGGAUGAAAAAGGAGAAAAAGUUCCCGAUAUAGAUGGCAAACCGCGUAUUCACACAGAUGGAACUGGGUUCAUCUCAGAAGACUUGGCGUCGUGCUGCCCUACCAAUGUAUCUAAAGGAACUGCCAAAAAUAAAACCACGAAGCCUUUGAUGAUCCAGUGCCGUCUCUUCCACAAGGGUUCUGCAAUUAAAGGCACACUUGUGGUUAAUCAUACGCUUCCUCCUAGGACAAUUCAGGUUCGGGAUUCAAUGAUUAAAGUUAAGACCGACAAAGAACUUUCGAAUGCUCCAAGCAUAGAUUCGUUAGAAGUGGUGGGAACGAGCAAUCACCCAAAUCGGUCAUUCUUGUCUAAAUAUCUCAUUGCACUUCUAAGCUAUGGUGGAGUUCCAAAUGAAUACUUCAUAGAAGUACUUCAGGAUAAUCUGAAAGAUGUUGACCAAAUCUUCUCUAAUAAACGCGCUGCUUUUAGAGUUGCUCUAAACCAUGGUGAGAUGGAUGACUACACUGCGUUGCGAAUGAUCUUAUGUGGGAUUCCUAUUGAAGAGCCACAUUUGCAGUUUCAAUUGUCCGUAUUUGCAAAGGAGGAAAUGAAGAAGCUUAGAGGAGGGAAGAUCUAUAUACCGGAUUCUUUCUAUUUGAUGGGGACUGUUGAUCCUACUGGAAAAUUAGAAAGAAAUCAAGUUUGUGUAAUUCAUGAAAAUGGCCCAAUUACAGGGGAGGUGUUAGUUUACAGAAAUCCAGGUUUACAUUUUGGGGACAUUCACAGAAUGGAUGCGGUACCUGUGGAGGAACUAAAAUCUUAUGUUGGCGAUAGCAAGUAUGCAAUUUUCUUCCCGUGUGUUGGCCCUCGCUCUGUGGCAGAUGAGAUUGCCGGAGGCGAUUUUGAUGGAGACAAGUACUGGGUUUCACAAAAUUCUGAGCUAUUAAAAUACUUCAGACAGAGUGAUCCUUGGAUGGAAACUCGACCUGAAGAGCCUUAUGAUAAAGAACCACAUGAUAAAGAACCAAGUGUUAAAGAACCACGUGAUAUGUCUUCUGAGGAAUUUGAGGAACAGCUUUUUAGACUAUACCUAAAGACUCGAUUUGAACCAAGCAACGCAAUAGGUGUGGCUGCUGAGAGCUGGAUGGCACUUAUGGAUCGAUUUUUGACCAUAAGAAAUGAAGAGGAGAAGGAACGAGUGAAGGAAAACAUAAUUAGAUUGGUUAAUAUAUAUUAUAUGGCAUUGGAUGCUCCGAAGAAAAGUGGUCGUAAGAUUGAAGUCCCAAAAGAGUUGUCGGCAGAAUUGUUCCCACAUUAUAUGGAAAAGGAGAAAUCAUUCACUUCAACCUCUGUGUUAGGAAUGAUAUAUGAUGAGGUUCUCAGAUGGCAACAUAAAGAAGAUUCUGCAAUAGAAAUAAAAAAACUCCCUUGUUUUGAUAUUGAAGUACCUAAAACAAGUUUGGAAAAUUGGCGAAAUUUAUAUGAGGAGUAUAAGAGUGAUAUGACUGCUGCCUUAAGAGACAAAGAAAAUGACAAAGAUGCUUCCAAAGAGAAGGCAGAUGAAGUCAUCAAAUAUUAUAAGCAGAAACUGUAUGGUGGUGCUGACAAUAUGGAAGAUAGUGCAAGAGACAUAAAUGAUAUUUAUAAUGAUGCUUUGGCUGUGUAUAAUGUUACUUAUGACCAUGCCAUGGCAGUGAAGCAAGUUGGUAAAUGCAGAUUUGCAUGGAUGGUUGCAGGUUCACCUCUAUGCAGUCUUUAUAACCUUAAACAAGAUGAAAAGGCUUUUGUGGUUUCCCUCUCUGUAUUGCGUGAGAUUGGAUGAUCAUCUUCACUCUACACAGUCAUACUAGCUAGUUAAUUGUAUCAUAGCCUAUGCCAAUACUUUGGUUGAUGAACUGUUACCAAACUUGCACCUUAGCUGUGCCUGUAAUAUAAUAUAGGAUUUUCAUGUUAUCGAGUAUCAACCUGUAGGAUUGGUCAUUGGCAAGUAAUGAAACUUUGUGCACUA